Messenger RNA from Macrosiphum euphorbiae (potato aphid), 420 nucleotides. Lineage: Eukaryota; Metazoa; Arthropoda; Insecta; Hemiptera; Aphididae. The record is from the annotation of a GenBank genome assembly.
AUGGAUGUUAAUAAAGAUUUUUGGGAAGAUUUAAUUGAAUUAUAUCGAAAUCAUUCAUGCCUCUGGAAUGUGAAAUGUAAAGAUUACUCUAAUAAAAUUAAACGAAAUUCAAGCUACGAAAUACUAUUGAAAAAACUUAAAGAAAUAUAUCCUGAAGCUACAACAGAACUUCUAAAAAAAAAGAUUAAUAAUAUUCGUACAACAUUUAGGAGGGAAUUAAAAAAAGUAGAGAGUUCCAUGUGUACUGGAUCAAGUACAGAAAAUGUUUAUGAGCCUUCUAUAUGGUAUUAUGAUUUACUGUACUUCACUGCUCAAUGGUAUAAAUGUGGUAUAUUCAAUUUAUUUGAUUCCAAACGUUUGCAAAGUCCGGUUUCCUUCCAUAUACCUCCAUCUGAUACGCGCCCAUUUGUGCCCAUAUGA